This is a messenger RNA of Pisolithus orientalis, 1018 nucleotides long. RefSeq lists its product as uncharacterized. The coding region runs from base 161 to 892 and encodes 243 amino acids. The transcript has a single exon. The record is from RefSeq and is a predicted model, not a curated record. Lineage: Eukaryota; Fungi; Basidiomycota; Agaricomycetes; Boletales; Pisolithaceae.
CUUUACUUACAGCUAUCCUACUCUAGGGAAAACGGAUAUACAAGACGAAAGUACGACCUACAUCCCCACAAUCGCUGUUCAAGAAUCCACAACAAACUACAAACAAGGGUUGUGCGGAGAGUCACAACGAGACACAUGAUGUGCGAGAGGGAUCAAAGCCAUGGAAUACGAAGUGCUGCCUAGUAUCAUACAGAAGCUACAGCAAGUAUGGAUAACAACGACUACAGCAACCAUGGUACAAAGAACAAUGACGACGCUCGGUACAGAUCGAAGGCUGUGCGAGGCUAGAACAGCCAUUCGAUGGCAGAAAGGCAUGACGAGUGCAGAUAUUGAGCUCUACAGCUCAAGAUUUUAUGUCGGUAUUGAGACGUUUUACUUACAACUACGAUAUUCUAGGAAAAAUGGAUGUACACAGCGAAGUAUGAGUGACAUCCAGGCGAGCGCAACACGAGCGCCUACUACAACUACGUACAGGGAGAAGACUUUCCCACCACCAGUCGAGGUCAAGGCUAUCAACGCCAUUAUCAAGCAAGCUACACUCGAAUUCGACCUGUGGUCUACCCACCAUGUAUCGCGACCACUUACCACACUCAGGAAACACACCAACGAUGGUGACUUCGAGGAAGAAAGGCAAGCGCGAAGAUCACGGCUCGAUCUGCAACAGCCAUCAUUGAAGAUACAAGAUCCGACAGACAUGGGCACCGAGCGCGACGGCCCAAGUUUUUAUUUUAGUCACGCAACUUUUUACUCACAGAAAGGUUAUUCUAGGGUAGACAACAACUUCGAAGAGAGUAUGCAUCGACUUACAGUGAUACAAGUACGACGACUACGAUAUGCCUCCAGGAACAGGUUCAAAGUGACUCAGUGGACUUGCACACAAGACUUAGCAUGAAUAGCAACACGAGGGCGAGAUUUGAAGUUGCGACGGGAUACACAACAUGUGAGGAGUAUCGAGACCACACCGAGUGGGCUCUACAGCCCAAGUUUUAGUUAUUUUCUUAGACCGUUUUCCUUACAG